This is a messenger RNA of Rotaria sp. Silwood1, 978 nucleotides long. Lineage: Eukaryota; Metazoa; Rotifera; Eurotatoria; Philodinida; Philodinidae. The record is from the annotation of a GenBank genome assembly.
AUGACAACACAUGCAACAACACCGUUUGAUAUUCGUUCUCCUCAUCAAACAUUAUAUAGCAAUCGAAUUUAUGCCCGUACGACAACAACAGCAGCAACAGCAACAGCAACAGCAACAGCAACAGCACGUUCAUCAAUUGUAAAUCGACCAUUUCGUUCCUAUUUAAAAACAUUUCCACCUAUAAAUAUAUGUGAAAAUCUUUUAUAUGAUGUAACCAUAGCUGGUGAUGUUGGAUCAGCUACGUCAUCAUCGUAUAUUAAUAGUAGUGAACAUUAUGAUAAUACAUUUGCAAAUACUUAUGAUAAUCCAAUUCAGUAUUUUGAAAAAUAUCCUUCAAAACCAAUUGAUAUUGUUAAAAGUAGUUUAAAUGAUCUUCCACAUUCCAAUGAGAACUUUUAUGAUCAUGCUAAAGAUGAGCAUAAUGAUGAAAAUUGUUCAACAAGUAGUACUACUCAUAGUAGUACAUCACCUGUUCUUUUUUAUUUGGAAAAUAAAAAUUUAGCCAUAUGUGCAUGUAUUAUUUCACUUCUUUUAUUAUUACUUAUUGGUCUCGGAAUUUUUUUAUUAAAUAAACUUAUUCGUCCUGUUAUUAUUAAUACUACUGUAAACAAUCAUUAUGGUUUAAUGAAUAUGUCAAACACAACAACAACAACAGUAACAACGCUACCAACAACAACUGCUACAGUGAUUUUAUCUCGUUCAAUGACUUCUAAACCAUUCGCACUGUUAUUAAGACGAUCAUCACUUGAUAUUUUAACAACAACAACAACGACUAGUACAUUAAUAAGAAACGAUUUUGAUUUUCCCUGUCCACCCUAUCGUUGGGGAAGGAUGUGCGAGCAUAUGUGUAAACCAUGUGGUCUCGGUAUAUGUCAUCGAACUACAGGCAAUUGUAUUUGUCCAGAAGAUACGUAUGGAGAAUUCUGUGAUUUAUGGAAAGUUAAUGAUAAACCAAAACGUGGCGAUAUGAUGAGUUGA